Exophiala xenobiotica is the source of this 816-nucleotide messenger RNA. RefSeq lists its product as uncharacterized. The transcript has 2 exons. The record is from RefSeq and is a predicted model, not a curated record. Gene Ontology annotation, molecular function: oxidoreductase activity, acting on the CH-OH group of donors, NAD or NADP as acceptor. Gene Ontology annotation, cellular component: cytoplasm. The coding region runs from base 1 to 816 and encodes 271 amino acids. Lineage: Eukaryota; Fungi; Ascomycota; Eurotiomycetes; Chaetothyriales; Herpotrichiellaceae.
AUGGCGAGCUCCAACGUAGCACUGGUAACAGGGGGUGCGAGCGGGAUUGGUCUUGCUCUCACGAAACAUCUUCUUCAACGUGGUUUCAGGGUUGUUGUUGCUGACUUGAAUGGGAAGCGAGGAGCGGAACUUCAGCAGGAACUUGGAUCAGAAUUUCUUUUUGUUGAAUGCGAUGUUACAGACUGGAAUGCACAAGCAAAAUUGUUCAGAAAGGCAUACGACUGGGCCGGACAGAUUGAUUUUCUCGCCGCCAAUGCUGGCAUUGCAUCGAUUGAGCCGGUCUACGAGUUGUCGAUGAACGCAGCGGGCGAAUUAGAAAAGCCAAACCUCGCUACAAUCGAGGUGGACCUUCUUGCUGUUUUCUAUGGUCUUACAUUGUUCAGACACUAUCAUCAGAAAAGAGAAGACAGAGGCGAAGGCAAGAUAGUCGUCACUGCCAGCCAGUCAGGCCUAUAUCCGCUUCAUUUCCGCCCAACAUACUCGGCCGCAAAACAUGGUGUCAUCGGCUUGGUCAGAUCGGCAGGCCAGCGGCUCCUCAAAAGCGAUGGGAUUACUUUGAAUGCCAUCUGUCCUGGGCCUGUGAUGACGGGUAUCGAUGCAGAUAUGCUAAAACACAUUCCUGAAAACUGCCGCACACCUAUUCAACUACUCAUGGAUGCAUUCGACAAGUGCAUUGAUGAAGACAUUUCUGGUGCCGUCAUCGAAUGCUCCAAUGAAAAGAUGUACUUGCGAGAUCCUGUAGACUACUGUGACGAGUGUGCACGGUUUCUCAGCGUAGACCUUACCAAGGCCGCCGUCUUUCAUCAAAAAGGGUGA